Molecule: messenger RNA, 2268 nt
Organism: Spathaspora passalidarum NRRL Y-27907
Lineage: Eukaryota; Fungi; Ascomycota; Pichiomycetes; Serinales; Debaryomycetaceae
Gene: TCO89
Product: Tco89p
Exons: 1
Coding region: 1-2268 (755 amino acids)
Biological process (GO): TOR signaling
Cellular component (GO): TORC1 complex; fungal-type vacuole membrane
Source: RefSeq, a predicted model, not a curated record
AUGUCAGUAGAAGUAUCCACCAAUAAAAUACAACAGACACGGGUGAUGUCUCCCCAAACAGAUUCAGACAAUACCACCGGUAGAAAAGCCGGACAUUCGACUCAACAUCAUCAUCACAGUCAAAUGUACAAGCGAUCUGCAUCAACAUCUAAUCUUCCCUUGAACAAUCCAAGCAUGUCGUCCUUAUCUAAGAAGCCACAAUAUCUGGGUAGACUAAAGUCUCAUAAUCGCUCGCUUUCCCAUAAUAAACUAUUUUCAACGUCAUCUGGUGCCAGCGGAUCUGGUGCUAGUCAGGGCAUGAGACCAAAUUUGAAUAGAUCAAAAUCAAGUGACGUUUUGACACGAAAUCGACAAGCAUUGUCGUUGAAGAGAAACAGCAGGUCAUUCACCAAAGUUGCGGGUCUACAACCAUUAACAAAGACUACCUCGAACCAGUCGCUUAAAUCCAAUAAAUCAAACACUUCCUUAAAGGGAUACAACGCAGCCAUAUCCGGUAUUGCGCCACCUCAAAUUGGAUUGAAGUCAAGUACAAAAAGAGAGCGGGCUAUUUUAAGGCUUAAUGACAAUGAUGCCGAUUACGAGGAUGUUGAAGAUGCAGAAACUUACCGAAACACUACCCCGCCCAUACCAGAACGGUUUAAUAGUGAUGAAUCGAUACCGGCUGCAUCAGACCACUCAGAACAAAACAUCCCCAGUUUAUUCGAACAGAUUAAUAGAAUGGUACCGCCAAGUGCCGUCCCUACCCCUACGGUAGAGAAGGAAAACAAGCUCGAGCAGCAAGAAUAUUCGCACCCCAAACUUAAAGAAAACCGGACAGAAGAAGAAGAAGAAGAAGAGGAAGAAGAAAGACAAGAUUCAUCAAAUAGUGAUAAAUUAGAAGUUGUGGUGGAAGGAAAUACUAUUGAUAGCAGCUUGAGCAAGUCUAAUAUGGGAUCUAACCGAAGUUCUACCGAUAAUGACUAUUCCCCACCAAAUGCUAAUCUUUAUGGAGGGUCGUUACUAUUAUCACAAUCAACUGGAUUACUACGAAAAAUCGAUCCCAUGAGUUCCAACAUGAUGAAUCAAAAGAAUUCUUUUAGAGACCAAUCACUACCAUUUAACAAUUCAAUUAGUGGAAUUUCAUUCAAGGCAAACCCGAUGACUAAUCUUGCCCAGCCGGUGAUUAACAAUCAAAAUGUCAUUCAAAAUAAUUCAUAUCAACCAAAUCAAACCAUUUUCAACAAUCUACAAAGAACAAAUAACCAGCUUAUUACCAAUACAAGAAAGCAACCACAAACAGAACCACCACCACCACAACAGCAGCAGCAGCAGCAGCAGCAGCGACAACAACAACAACAACAACACGAAGAGUUGAUAAAUUCUAUUUCCAAUGGUGCUAACAAUUUCACAGAUUUUCUUCGGACAAAUUCAUCGUCAUCUACAGACGGCGGUGCUCAUGGUCACAAUGCAGAAACCAGAACCCAGCAAAGACUAUGGUUACAGCGAGAAAGUUCAAUGAUGGAUGUGACUGCCAAUAUGGAUUCCAGCAGAUUGCCCAACUUUUCCAACUUGUCAUUGAAUAACCUCAUGUUCGCUCAUAACUAUAACAACCAGAGUCAUUUGAACGUGCGAGACUUGCAGCACCAACAACAACAACAACAACAACAACAACAGAUCCAACAGCAGCAUAACAUGCCACAACCACUAACUCCAGUUACGUCGACCACCAAUGGCGGUGGUGGAUCUAGUGCAUAUGCUGCUGCAGCCGUAGGAGAAGGACUCACCAAUAUUGGUACCAUCAAUGGUAUACUUACCCAGGUUCAAGGUCACAGUUCCAUUCAAUCAAGAACAGAAUUUGAAAGGUUGAAUAGAGAAUACUUGAAUGUCAGAAGACACUUGAAUCCCGUGGGUGAAAGUUUAAAUAGAUUAGACAAACACAUCCAAGGUGAGCUUAAAGUCAGCAAGCAUUCAAGACAGGGCCCACAGCAAAAUCCAGAUAAAGAACAGCCUAAUCUGAAUUCGUUCAAGGAAUUUUGUCCUUCAUUCCAAGAAAAGGAAUCCGAGGUUUUAUCUACUGUUGGUCGUUUAUGGCAAGAUGCAAUCUUCACAUCGUUAGGUUCGUCCUCACCACCAGGAACAAGAGCAAACAACACUUUACAUCCACAAGUGCAGCUGCAACGGCCUACAAAUGCCAGAAUUGUGUCAUACAACCAAAACCAGCAACACGCUCCGCAGGCUGGCACGAGAAGUGCACCACCACAAACAAGAUCUGGCAAGAUUUCUAACUAA